AUGAGAGAUAUGGGGUGGAUGCCCAAGGCCACCAAAGGAUCUGGCAAGAAGCCCGCCCCCGCCCCCUACGGCGCUAACAAGGGGGCCGCGAAGACCACGAAGAACCCUCUCUUCGAGUCUCGCCCCAAGAACUUUGGUAUCGGCCAGGACAUCCAGCCCAAGAAGGACUUGACCCGCUUCGUCAAGUGGCCCGAAUACGUCCGCCUCCAGCGCCAGAAGGUCAUCCUCAGCCAGCGCCUGAAGGUCCCCCCUGCCAUCGCGCAGUUCUCCCACACCCUUGACAAGAACACCGCUACCCAGCUGUUCAAGCUCCUGAACAAGUACCGCCCCGAGACUAAGCAGGAGAAGAAGGCCCGUCUCGACGCUGUCGCGAAGGCCACCGCCGAGGAGAAGGAGGCUCAGGCCAAGGACUCCAAGAAGCCCUUGUUCGUCAAGUACGGCCUCAACCACACCGUUGCCCUCAUUGAGGCGAAGAAGGCGUCGCUGGUCGUCAUCGCGCACGAUGUCGACCCCAUCGAGCUGGUCAUUUUCCUCCCCGCGCUCUGCCGCAAGAUGGGUGUCCCCUACGUCAUCGUCAAGGGCAAGGCCCGUCUCGGCACGGUUGUCCACAAGAAGACCGCCGCCGUCCUGACUCUCCAGGAUGUCCGCAGCGAGGACUCGCGUGAGCUUGCCACCCUCGUCAGCGCGGCGAAGGCCAACUUCACCGAGAAGUACGAGGAGCACCGUCGCCAGUGGGGUGGAGGUGUCCGUGGUGCCAAGUCCACCCAGAUGCUCCGCAAGCGUGCGAAGGCUGCUGGCCAGACCCUCUCUGUCGCGAACGCGCAGAAGCUCUGAGCGGGGAGUGUCAUGUCGUGUGUGGUCGGUGCGGGCUUGUAUCGGCUCUCAAAAGACGAGUGCUCGUCGUACGCGUCGUAGUCGUUGUAUUGCACGCAUGUUGGAGUAUGCUUAUGGUUCAUGGAAUGUAUGCUUCAUGGCGCGGUGGCCUACGGGGUCCCCUACUAUCCGAUGUUCGCCUGGGCGUACCGUCAUUGCCGUGCAUAUGUGAGC
Trametes versicolor FP-101664 SS1 is the source of this 1047-nucleotide messenger RNA. RefSeq names its product L30e-like protein. The coding region runs from base 1 to 834 and encodes 277 amino acids. The transcript has 6 exons. Gene Ontology annotation, biological process: ribosome biogenesis. The record is from RefSeq and is a predicted model, not a curated record. Lineage: Eukaryota; Fungi; Basidiomycota; Agaricomycetes; Polyporales; Polyporaceae. Gene Ontology annotation, cellular component: ribonucleoprotein complex.